AUGACUGCAAAACUCAAGAGCAUCCUGCGUGAGCGUGUGUGGUGGCCCGGACUAUCUACGGAUGCAGAGGAGUGGGUAAAAACCUGUCAAACCUGCGCAACGAAUGGACGACCCGAAAAGCCAACUCCUAUGAAAAGAAUCCUCGCUCCCCAAACGGUUUGGGAAACCAUUGCGCUUGAUUUCAAUGGCCCAUACGCGAGAUACGGAGGCAUUUCAAUUUUGCUGAUUGUUGACUAUCGAUCUAGGUUUUUGAUUGCACGGCCGGUCAAAUCUACAAGUUUUGAACAAACAAGGCAUGUCCUAGAAGAGGUUUUUGCACGCGAAGGGUUUCCGAAAAAUGUUCGGUCCGACAACGGACCACCAUUCAACGGUGAAGAAUAUCGAGCGUACUGCACCGAUCGUGGCAUUGAGGCCGUGUUUUCAACCCCCCUGUUUCCACAACAGAAUGGGCUCGUUGAAAACUACAUGAAGCUUGUCAAUAAGGCAAUGGCUUCUGCAGUUAGUAAAGGGUCUUGCUUCAAGGAGGAGCUUCAAGCUGCUGUCAAUGCCCACAAUGCAUCUAUUCACUCGGUUACUGGCCUCCCGCCUGAGGAAGUAAUGAUGGGCCGGAAAAUAAAACGUAGACUCCCUUUGCUGCAUCAUGAAACGGUGAAAUAUGACGAGGACCUAUUUGAACGCAGAGAUAAGGAGCAGAAGUUAAAGGCUAAGGACCGGGAGGAUGCUAGGAGAGGAGCACGAGUAUGCCGUUUGAGUCCGGGGGACACGGUCAUCAUCGAGCGACUGAACCGUACAAAAGGCGACAGUAGGUUUGACUCUCAAAAGUACACUAUCAUCAAGGAGGACAACGGAAGCCUCACUCUGCAAAACGAUCACGGUCAGAUUAUCAAACGGCAUGUGACUCAGACCCGGAAAGUUGGGCCCUGGCGCUCACCCAAUGACAAACCCAAUGGCACAUCUCAGCAUAACUCGAGCACCAAAAAUCCUGGAUCGGGCUCCUCCGAGCGACCACGCAGAACGAAAACGGUACCAUUUUACAUGAAAGAUUAUGUGUAG
Molecule: messenger RNA, 1053 nt
Organism: Aedes albopictus (Asian tiger mosquito)
Lineage: Eukaryota; Metazoa; Arthropoda; Insecta; Diptera; Culicidae
Exons: 2
Coding region: 1-1053 (350 amino acids)
Biological process (GO): DNA integration
Molecular function (GO): nucleic acid binding
Source: RefSeq, a predicted model, not a curated record